AAUUGUGGAGGGCGCAAUUUGUAAAGAUCUCUUAGAUGCUGCAUUUCAUCACGCGUUCGAUGUAUCGUGGCGUUUUUUUUUAUCGCAGCAAGCUGCCCCUCGCUUCAGCACCACGUGAGCGUGGACAGCGCCGCUCUCGCCACGUAACGCGCGCGCUCCCACGGAAAUGCAUUUUCCUCACCGCUCCGUUUAACCGCGAGUGACGUCAGAGGCGAGCGGAGCGGCCGGGUCUGCGGGAGACGGGAGUCCGGACUGAGCACCGGUGCAACACUGCAUGAGUCUGCUUUGGACCGAAAAGCUCCUAAAAAGAAAACACGGAAGACACUGAAACGCCCGAAACACUUCUGAAAAGUCUAUAAAAAGAUGCUCGAGAGACCUUGAAAUGCCCCAAGAUGCUUCGGAAACAGCACUAAAACGCUCCUAAAGUUACUAAAAAGAUACCGAAACGCCGCUAAAUUCUUCUCGAAGGUUACUGAAACGCUCCAGAACAUACCAAAUGCACCCGAAGUUACUAAAACGCCCUCGAAACACACCAAAAGAUACUGAAACACCCCAAAAUGCUUCUAAGGCUCCUAAAAGACAUCUGAAACGCCUUAAACACUCAUAAUGUUACUGAAUUGCCCCAGAAGCAUUUCUUAUAGUUACUGAAAAACCUUUGAAGCAUCAAGAAGAUACUGAAAUGCACUGUAAGGUUACUGAAACGUUGCUUAAACAGUCCUAAAGUUACUGAAACAUUCCUGAUAGGUUCUUGCGCUGCUCCUGAAGACACUGAAACGUUACUGAAAUGCUCCUGCAGUUUCUGAACCAUUCUUGAAACGUUCCUGAAACAUUCCUGAAAUGCUCAAGCUCCUAAAACGCUCUUAAAUUUCCCAAAGCGUUCUUGAAACGCUCCUAAAAUUUGUGAAACAUUAUUGAAACACUCCUAAAGCUCUUGAAACGUUCCUAAAGUUCCCGGAAAAGUUCUUGAAAUGCUUGUAAAGUUACUGAUACUUUCUUGAAAGCACUUAAAAAUUCCUGAAAUGUUCUUGAAAUGCCCCUAAAAUUACUGAACCUUUCCCAAAACUAAAACAUUCUUGAAACGCUCCCAAAGUUGCUGAAAUGUUCUUGAAACACUCCUGAACUCUGAAUGAUUUCCCCACCCGAGCAGUGGUUUUUCGAGCGUCGCACCAUGUCGAUCAGCACCGAGCUGCCCUUGCGCUGCCCGACCUGUGGAGAGGCGUGCGGGUUCGGGGAGCACCUCUCAGGCGUCCGCUCCUGCCAGAAACUCUGUCUGACCCCUCGCCGGAGCUCUGAGGGUGGACUGAUGUCCCUUUACGCCCAGCGAGCGAACGAAAUCGACCGCCCCCUCCGGCUGGAGCUCCUGGAUGCCCUGAGCUUGGCCCAUCCGCUCCGAAAGAUCCUCAUCCAGAGGGACUCGCCAUCGUCUCUGUCUCCGGUGCUGGCGGUGGCCGUGAGCUCCAGAGCUCCAGAAGCAGAGGCAGACUCCGGCCCCGUGGCCCAGCUGGGAGUGCCGUGGCUGGGCAGGCUGGCGCUGGAGGCCCGGCUUCAGCAGCUGGCUCUGGAGGUGCAGGAGCACGUGUCGCUCAAACUGGACGCUCUGCAGGACGAGGUGAAGCGGAGGAGCGCCGAGGUCAGGAGGGCCCGGAGAGAGAGCGAGCGCAUGCACAGAGAGAAGCGUCAGGCGGAGGAGCGGGCGGCCCAACUCGAGCGGCAGGUGGACAUAUCCGUGGAGAUGCUGGCCAGCCUCAGAUAUGAGCUGAGAGAGAGGGACGAACAACUGCAGCGCAAACAACAGGAAGUGUGUGAGCUGGAUAGGUUUGUGCGGGACACGGCGCUCCAGGAAGCCAGCGCAAAGAUCCGUCUGCAGCGCUUCAUCGAGGACCUGCUGGAGAGAGCCGAGAGAGCCGAGACGCAGCUGCAGAGCCUCCACGAUGAUGUCACUUCCCCUCACAGAUACCUGGCAGGAAGCAGAGCCUCAGGCUACCAGAGGAGUUACAGCGUGUCUGGGAUGAGCAGGAGAUCUUCUCAUGCGUCUGAUUACAGAGCUGCUCACUACUACAGGUUCGAGCGCAGGCCCCGCACGCUGUCGGUGGGAUCGGGCGGCUGCGAGGGUCACUGGGACGGACGGCAGUAUCAGCAUGUGUUGUGUGGAGCCAUCGAGGGGCCCGACAGUGGCUCCGAAUCACCCUGGAUGAUCCAGCACACACACACUGAUGCAGAUUCAGACAACUGGUCACUUUACACCCCAGAAUCACAGGAUGACACACAACACACCGGAUACAGGACCUACAGCCGAACUGGUCCGGACCUGCACUGGCGUGUGAACAGAUCCAGUGAAUCAGCCGUGAACUCGGAGCGUCUGAGGCUCAAAGCAGCGCUCUUCUGUGUGUUCACUUACCUGGACACACGCUCGCUGCUCACCGCUGCUGAGGUGUGUAAGGACUGGUGCAGUGUCGCACGUCAUCCUGCUGUUUGGACCAGAGUCACACUCGAAAACGCACGAGUGUCAUCAAAGUUCCUGAUGACUCUGUCUCAGUGGUGCUGUCAGACUCAGUCUCUCGUUCUUCACAACCUCAAACCUCGAUCUCGUGGAAAGAAGGAGAGCAAAGAUGAGUACUCACGCAGCACCAGGGGCGGACUGGAGGCUGGGCUGGAGGCGGUGCUAAAGGCAGCGGGGCGGAGUCUGGUGUCUCUGAGCGUCUCUCAUUGUCCUAACAUUCUGACGGACAGAUGUCUUUGGCUGGUCAGCUGUCACUGCCGCGCGCUGCAGUCUCUCACAUACAGGAGCGCGUCGGACCCGGCGGGUCAGGAGGUGAUCUGGGCUCUAGGAGCCGGGUGCAGGAACAUCACGACGCUGCGCAUCGCUCCUCUACAGCCGUGCCUGCAGCCCGGCCGCUUCAGUAACCGCUGCUUGCAGACGAUUGGCCGAUGCUGGCCGAACCUGUGCCGUGUGGGAGUGGGCGGGGCCAGCUGCGGAGCUCAGGGAUUGGCCUCUCUGGCGAGGAACUGCGUGAACCUGUGCGAGCUGGAGCUGGAUCACAUGAACGAGCUGAACCAGGAGGCAGCGGCGGAGAUCUGCAGAGACGGUCUCCAGCAGCUGAACACGCUCAGCUUCGUCUCCACACCCGUCACCGCCAAAGCCGUCCUGCACUUCAGCAGUGUGUGUCUGAGUCUGAAGUGUGUGUUGGUUCAGUUGAGUAUCUCUGAUUAUUAAGACGCUGACAAUGAAGAAGCAAAGAGAUUAUUUGAGGAGAUUGUCAACAACCUACAGGCGUUGAGAAAGCGUCCAGCUCUGAGUGACGUCCUACAGAUCAGAGUGGAGAAAGCCUGAGAAUCACACACACACACACACACACACACACACAGACACAGACACACAGACACACACACACACACACACACACACACACACACACACACACACACACACACACACACACACACACAGACAGACACAGACACACACUCGUUGUUUUUACAAAAAAGCAAAAAGCAAAUCAUAAGGACCACAGACAUAAACAUAAACAACAUAAACCUUAAAGUAGAAUUUUGCAAACAACAUUAAAAUGGUUAUAUUUUAAAAUUAUUUACAUUUUAAACAUUUGUUUUAUUUAGUUUUUUU
Puntigrus tetrazona (Sumatra barb) is the source of this 3622-nucleotide messenger RNA. RefSeq names its product F-box only protein 41. The record is from RefSeq and is a predicted model, not a curated record. Gene Ontology annotation, molecular function: protein binding. NCBI's taxonomy places the organism in Eukaryota, Metazoa, Chordata, Actinopteri, Cypriniformes, Cyprinidae.